Messenger RNA from Mytilus californianus (California mussel), 2022 nucleotides. RefSeq lists its product as uncharacterized. The transcript is spliced from 2 exons. The coding region runs from base 130 to 1821 and encodes 563 amino acids. The record is from RefSeq and is a predicted model, not a curated record. Gene Ontology annotation, molecular function: zinc ion binding. Lineage: Eukaryota; Metazoa; Mollusca; Bivalvia; Mytilida; Mytilidae.
ACACACUGUUGAUGAGUGCAGAUGUUUUAAUGAGACUUCAUAUAACGUUGUCUUUUUACUGUAUUCAUAUUUUAUGAGUAGAGAAGUUGUUACAUUGGCACAGCGUAAUAUUAAUCUGUAUAGGGGGUAAUGGCGACUAGUUGGACUAUAUGUGGCACAUGUGAUUUUCGCCAUAUAACUAGACCGUCAGUAUUUUGGUGUUCCGAAUGUGACGAAGGCCUAUGUCAUGAGUGCACCGAACAUCACAGCAUAUCCAAGGCAACUAGGGGGCAUAGUACAGUUUCUAUCGAUGAUUACAAGAAACUACCAUCUACAAUUUUAGACACAACACAAACAUGCAAAGAUCACAAUGAAAAGUUCCAAAUAUACUGUAAUAAGCAUGAUUGUCCAUGCUGUAAAAACUGCAUUGUAGAGACUCACAACAAGUGUAAAGAACUUAUUGAUAUUGAUGAUGUCGUAAAAGAUGUAAAAUCUUCAAAUGCUUACGUGGAUAUCGAGCACACCUUGGCAGAAAUUUUUGAAAAUAUUAAAAGAAUAAGGAAAGACCGUGAAGAAAAUCUAACAUCAAUUAAGGAAACAAGAGAAAAUGUCGAGACUGAAAUAAAGAUGACAAAGUUAAAGAUUGUUAGCUAUCUGAACAAACUCCAAGAAGAUAUUUUGAGUGAACUGAGCGAAACAGAGGAAUCGGAGAGCAAACUCAUACACAAAUCGUUAAUGUCAUUACAACAUACGGAAAAGGACGUCAUUGAAUACCAAAAUAACAUAGCAAACAUAAAACAACAUGCAUCAGACCUUCAGGCAUUCUUGGUCCUAAAACAAAUAGAACAUGAUGUAGAAGAAAAGAAUAAAAUCAUUCAAGCGUUAGUGAAGAAUAAGGAUUUUAAUCAUGUUACUCUGUCAUGGAAGAUAAACUCUGGUGUACAGAAUAUCCAGAGCAAUUUAGUAACGUUCGGCAAAAUCGUUGUCGAGUCCAAAUCAAGUGACAUAACUAUUGCAUUGAGAAAAAACAAACAAGCUCAGAUCAUUGUUACAGCAUCAGUAGCGUUAUCUUUAGACAAAAUAGAACUUAAAUUAAAGAAAAGUAUUUCUUCGAGAGGCAAUGACAUAACUGGAUGUUCCUUGUUUUCAGAUGGUAAAAUGAUGUUUUCGAGUUAUAAAGACAAAAAGGUUGUUGUUCUAAGAAAUGACGGAUCAAAACCGGGAAAAAUCAAUUCCGAAUUUCAAACUUUUGAUGUAGAACAGAUAGACGAAAGUUUAAUUGCAAUAUCGACUGGCUCUAACGGUGGUAAAAUUAUAUUUGCAGAUCUACUAGAAAAGAAAACUAAGAAAAUUAUAGACGUUGAUGUACCAAAUGAUGGAAUAGCAGUGUAUGGUGGUUGGCUUUAUUUUAGUGCAAGUACGAACGGAUUGAUGCGAGUAAACAUAAUAGAUGGAUCGAUUCGUGAGGUUGUUUAUAAGCCAAUGUGUGGAAGUGCUUAUAUAGCUGUAUUCGGCAGCAAUCUCUACUUCACAAACAAAUCGGAGAAUACUGUGACGUGCAGCGAUUUGGAAGGAAACGUCAAGUGGAUAUUUAAAGAUGAAAGUAUUUUGUCUUUUCCUCUCGGCAUCUCUUUGGAUCAUUACGGGAACGUUUACGUAGUCGGAAACAAAUUUUCAAAUGUUGUUGUUAUCUCGCCGGAUGGAAAAAGAAGCAAAAUAGUAUUAUCAUCUGCGGAGGGACUUGAUUGUCCUCGGGUUUUACAUUAUAACCGAGAAAAUAACCAGCUUUUAGUUGCAAAUCAAAACGGUAAUGCCUUUCUCUUCGAUGUGAUAUUCCAAUGAAGUAUCAUACUUCACGUGCUAUUCAUAUUUAAGUAAAUUUGUUUUUGUACGAUAAGUAAAGAUUUUGUCUUUCAUAAUUUUACUAGUUUUGAAUUUCCAAUUCAAUGAUUAUAAAAAAAAUAUGUCAGAUGUCACCGUGAUGAAUUUUUAUUUGACUUGGUUUUGAUUGAAUUGCACAUUUCAGUAAAUCAUUUAACUGUG